AUGUUUGUCUGCCCUGUAUGGGGCUGUGGUGAUGGUUGUGGUAGUACGUUGAUUGUGGUGGUUUAUUUUAGAGCGCGGAUGAGGGGCUUGCUUGAGAGUUUGGAGCAAAACUUAUGUGACACACAGAAAGAAAAUUGCUGGGUGGAAGUUGCAAUUCUCAGGGUGCUAGAGCAUCACAGAGGGCGCGAACAUGCCUUGCUAAAUUUGACUUAUGAUUGGUCAAUUCUUAAUGUGGAACAUGUGAGGCGUGGGCACGUCAAAAGAAAGGAUACAAAAGUUGAAAGGAGGAAACUUUGGCAAGAGUUGGAGAACGUUAGGGUGAUUGGCCUUCCUUGGGUAGUUUCUGGCGAUUUCAAUAUCAUUAGAAAUGACUCUAAGCGAGUGGGUGGCCACCCUAGACCUCUUUAUGCUAUGCUACCAAUUUUAGGUAGAAAAUUAUCUUGGUGCAAUGGACAUGAAGGCUUGACUAGAAGUUGGGCACGGCUAGACAGAACACUGCUAAGUGAGGAGGUGUUGCGUGAUUUCCCAGAGGCAAAUAUGAAGUACCUGCCAGAUAAUAUUAUUUUGGAGUUAGAAGAACUGGUGGAGGCACUCGAUCACAGGUUACAAGACACAUAUUCUGAUGAUGUAGAACAAGAAUAUUUGAUUUCUAAAUUUGAAUUGGAGGAGUGGCAAAGGAGAGAGGAAAUUAGAUUGUCUCAACUAGCAAGAAAGAGAUGGUUGACUGAUGGUGAUAACGACCCUAAAUUUUAUCAUGCUGUAGUUUCGCAGAGACGCAGAAAAUCAAAGUUGAAUCAGAUGAAAACUUUGCCAGAUUUAUCAUACAUCAUUGAGUCAGCAGUUUUGCAAGAGGAAGGAGAGAUGCUAUGUGCCCUACCGACAGAAGAUGAGGUUCGAGCUGCAACUCUUUCGAUACCAGUGGAUAGCGCACCUGGGCUUGAUGGAUAUAGAUUAUCUCUCAAGAGCAAGGAGCCUUCAUUCCAGGUUCGUGGUGGAAAUGUGAUGGUUAAAGUAGAUAUGGCUAAAGCAUAUGAUAGAGUGGAGUGGCAGUUCUUGCUUCAUGUGUUAUCAUCUUUUGGUUUCCCGGUAAGGUUUUGCAAGUUAAUUGAUCAAUGUAUAUCUACACUAUGGUUCUUAGUGAUGAUGAAUGGAACCAUGCAAGCCUUUUUUAAAUCUUCGAGUGGUCUUCGCCAAGGAGAUCCAUUAUCCCCUUAUUUGUUUAUUAUCAUGCAAGAGGUGCUGACUAGAUUGCUAAAGAGAGGUUUUCAGGAAAGACGGAUUGGGUGCUUCUCACACUCUAGGGGCGCAAGUGCAAUAACUCAUUUGAUGUAUGCUGAUGAUUUAGUAAUUUUUGCCAAUGCAGGGAAAAAGUCUAUCAGAGAACUCAAGAAGGUUCUAUGUCUAUAUAAGAGCUGGUCUGGUCAAAAGAUCAACAAGGAGAAGACUGCUAUAUUUUUCUCAGAAAAUUGUUCAGUGGCUUGGAAAGGAGAAAGACUAAGGGACACUAGUUUUAAGGAGGGUCAAUUCCCAAUUACUUACUUGGGAGUUUCGGUGGUCUAG
This is a messenger RNA of Olea europaea var. sylvestris, 1560 nucleotides long. RefSeq lists its product as uncharacterized. The coding region runs from base 1 to 1560 and encodes 519 amino acids. The transcript has 9 exons. The record is from RefSeq and is a predicted model, not a curated record. NCBI's taxonomy places the organism in Eukaryota, Viridiplantae, Streptophyta, Magnoliopsida, Lamiales, Oleaceae.